AUGGCAAAGGCGACGGCGCCAUCACGCAUCCAUCAAUACACCCCCAUCACAGCCACCACCCCCAUCAUCCCCCAACAAAUCCCGGUCAACAAUAAUCCCGACCUUCGCCCCUUCUUCUCCCGCAUGACCGCCACCCUCCGCGAAUCUUUUGCACAACGCCGCCCAUGGUUCGAAAUCAUCGACCGUUCCAACUUCUCUUGUCCGGAAACCUUCUCGGAAGCGGUAUCUCGUGUUCGGAAAAACUUAUCUUACUUUCGUGUUAACUACUCCGCCAUCCUCGCCGUCUUCGUUGCAUUAUCUCUCCUUUCACAUCCCAUUUCUCUCUUCUUCUUUGUCGGCGUUGUAUGGGCGUGGCUUUACCUCUACCUUUUCCGAUCACCAGAUCAGCCUGUAGUCCUCUUUGAACACAAUUUCUCCGAUCGUCAAGCCCUUGGGAUCUUGAUCCUUUCCACGAUUCUUAUCGUAUUCUUGACUGGAUUGGGAUCGCUCAUAAUGUAUUCCUCAUUGAUUGGAUUAGGGAUGCUUUGUAUUCAUGGAGCAUUUAGGAUUCCGCAAGAAGUGUUUGUAGAAGAUCAGCAACCGGAUAUUGCCGUCGGAUUUCUUUCUUUUCUUACUGUGACCGCCGCAGCAGCCGUCGCUGCUGCUCCGCCCAUGCCACGCGCUCAGCCUAAGCCACGCGCUCAGCCCAUGCCACGCGUUUGA
Molecule: messenger RNA, 702 nt
Organism: Lactuca saligna
Lineage: Eukaryota; Viridiplantae; Streptophyta; Magnoliopsida; Asterales; Asteraceae
Source: the annotation of a GenBank genome assembly